Juglans microcarpa x Juglans regia is the source of this 1227-nucleotide messenger RNA. Its product is annotated as tetraspanin-19-like. Lineage: Eukaryota; Viridiplantae; Streptophyta; Magnoliopsida; Fagales; Juglandaceae. The transcript is spliced from 6 exons. The record is from RefSeq and is a predicted model, not a curated record. Bases 154 to 780 code for a protein of 208 amino acids. Gene Ontology annotation, cellular component: membrane.
ACAAAAUUCUCUCUUCCAGCGUACCUUCCACGCGCUUUUGAGGCCUACAUCGCAUGUGGGGUUUCAUGUAAAUUUUCCUGCCCAUUUUUGUUUUGUUUUCCAGAGUCUUUUUAGGACUAGUAGUGUUUUUUAUUUGGGUUUAGACAAAAACAAAUGGCUAGGAUGUUGAGGAGCUGUAUUCAAUCGAUACUGAAGCUGGUAAAUUCUUUCUUGGCGAUGGUUGGGAUGGCCCUGAUUUUGUAUGCUGUAUGGAUGAUUAGGAUUUGGCAGAAGCAAAUGGGCGAGUUGCCCUUUGGGGGGUCUGAUCAUCCAGCUCCAUGGUUCAUUGACACUUUCCUUGGCCUUGGGAUCACUUUAUGUGUGAUCACAUGCACGGGACACAUUGCUGCAGAAACUGCAAAUGGUUGUUGCCUUUAUAUGUAUUUGCUGUUUGUCUUCUUGGUCGUCAUGCUUGAGGCUGGGGUGGCUGCUGAUGUAUUUCUCAACCGUAACUGGGAGGAGGACUUUCCAGAUGAUCCUACUGGGAAUCUUGCUCAGUUCAAAGAUUUUAUCAGAUCAAACUUUGGCAUCUGCAAGUGGAUAGGCUUGACCAUUGUAUCCAUCCAGGGAUUCUCAUUAUUAUUGGCAAUUUCUCUCAAAGCUCUUGGUCCACAUCGAUAUUUUGACAGUGAUGAUGAUUAUGCUCCUGAGGAGCAGAGCUCCUCAGGAAUGCCGUUCAGCCACCUCCUUAUGUUGCUGGUGACCCUGUUUAUGGAUCAAAAAAUGGUACCUGGAGUAUAAGGAUCAAUGACAAGACAAACAGGUAACUGCGUUCAAAUCAGGAAGCUGACUUGUGGAUGGAUAGGAAGUACCGAGGCACAAAAACGGCUCGUUAUCUAAUGUUCCUUAGUCCAGUUGAGUGACGAAGGUUGAGAAUGGAAAUCUUCCAAAUGUACUUCCAAAGGAGUUGGUGGGAAAAACAUCAGAUAUUGCAAUAAUCUCCAAUGUUUAGAGCUAAAAUCUGAAAUUUUGGGCUAUGCAUGUUUUAUUCACAGAUUCUGAAGGUUCAUCUCUUCCCACAAAAUCUGUUUGUUUUACCGGUUAGAUAUCGUAGUUUGAGUGCGAUUGAGAUGAGCAGUUUUGAGUAUUAAGUCUCCUUCUGCCUUUCCAUCACCAUGUUGUAACGAAUUGUUUCUGGUCUUACACUGUUCUAACAAGUAAUUUACCAAAUAGGAUUUGCAUUGUUUU